AUGAUUCAAGUAUUCAAAAUUUCGCCUCUCUCAAAUCAUUAUUUUUCAUUGUUGCAAAGCACAAUGGACUCAAUCUUCUUCAAUCCCUUCCUAGAGUGUGAUGAUGAGGCCACAGAAAAGUUCUGGCUUGAUAGUCUCUCCCAAAAUAUGAUGGAUGAUGAUAUCUUUGGAUCAGUAGAAGAUAUUUUUGCCAGCUUAAACCCACAAGCCCAUAAAAAAGAAACAAAAGCAAAGGAAGAACCAGCUACCCCUGAAGAAGAGAUCAAACAGGAAAGUAUCCCAACCCGCAAAGGAGCUCGGUUCAGUCCAAAGUACUCAAAUCAGUUAGUUCGCUAUGGCUUAAAGAGAUGGGUUUACUCACAUAGCAACAACCCAUAUCCAACAAAGGAUGAAAAGGCUGAAUUAUGCAGAUAUUACAAUAUCUCCAUGAAAUAUCUUGACAAUUUCAUGAGGAACAUGAGACAGAGACGCCAUCUCAGCACAAGAGUUCGCGCUCUUUACAAAUAA
Molecule: messenger RNA, 507 nt
Organism: Trichomonas vaginalis G3
Lineage: Eukaryota; Parabasalia; Trichomonadida; Trichomonadidae
Product: DNA binding
Exons: 1
Coding region: 1-507 (168 amino acids)
Biological process (GO): regulation of DNA-templated transcription
Molecular function (GO): DNA binding
Source: RefSeq, a predicted model, not a curated record